AUGAGGCGCGGCGUUCGGCGGGCUCCUUCCCGGAAGCGGAAGCUUGGGGGGCGGGCCAAGGGGGGUCGGGAGUCCGCGGCGGUUAAUUCCUUUUACAGUGCGGCUCUGCUUCCCUCCGUUUGGGCUUUUCUGAGGCUGCGAGAGAUGGUCAGGUCCGGAUCUCGACCGGGCCAGGUGUUAUCUUCAGGAAAGCACACUGGACCUGCUAAAUUAACAAAUGGAAAGAAAGGGACCCAUUUGAGAAAGAUAUCCCGUCUUAAUGCAGAUUCUGGCUAUCCCACUCAUUCUGAUUCAGAAAGUCAGACUGAAACUGUACAAGGGCUUGAUGGUUGUGCUUCUUUGCUGCGGGACAUUUUGAGAAAUGAAGAUUCAGUAGGUUCAGAAAUAGCAUAUUCAGAAAAUAGAUAUAACGCCAGACCUGUAGAAAGCAAACGAUAUGGAUCUAAAAAGAAAGGACGUGAAAAACAUACUGUACCUUCUGUAGUCUGGAAGGAAAUUUUAUCUUCAGAUAAUAAGAAACAGAUUCCUAAUGAUGCUUCUGCUGAAAGUGAAAGAGACUCGUCAGAUAUACCACAAAAUUGGUCACUACAAGAUCAUUAUAGAAUGUAUUCACCCAUAAUAUACCAAGCCCUCUGUGAGCAUGUGCAGACUCAAAUGUCACUGAUGAAUAACUUGGCUUCAAAGAGCAACCCUAAAGGAAUUCCUACUGUACCUUGCCACACUGUGUCUGGUUCUGAAUCUCAGGCAUCUCCAUAUUCUAAUUAUAGCUUAUCCACCUCUACCCCAGUCCAGUUACCUCAGCAACCACCCUGCCCUCCAGUGGUUCAUUCUGAAGUUCAGACUGAUGGUGACAACCAGUUUGUAUCACAAGGAAGAACAAUUCCUGUGGACUGUACUGAUGAUGUUCUAAGGAAUUCCUUCAGUACUAGUCUUGGAGUUCCAUGUAGCCUGCCCCAAACUGACAAACCAGCUACUCCAACAUUUCAGCAGCAGGGUCUUGCUAAUGGAAUUCUGCCACAACAAAGAAUUCCUAAGGAACCGGACCUACUAAAGUGUUUCCAAACAUACACGAAACUGUUGGGUUCUCAUCCAGACAGUCAGACUUGCUGCAGCCCCACCCUAUUACAGCCAGAUUUCUUGGCUAUUAAUGAAGAAAAAUAUGUUAAAGAACAAAUUGGAGAGGUCAGAAGUGAAAGAAAGGAUUUAAACUUACCCGUGCAAGAUACAAGAAUAAAGGAUGUGCAGAAUGCAAAAAAUGUGGACCAGAGUGCUGAAAAAGUUAGAACUAUCAAGUAUUUGUUGGGAGAGCUCAAGGCCCUGGUAGCAGAACAAGAAGAUUCAGAAAUUCAGAGGUUGAUUACAGAACUGGAGUUAUAUAUAUCUCUGCUUCCAACAGUAAGUGGAAACACAAAUAUUCAGGUUGAAAUAGCACUGGCCAUGCAACCACUAAGAAGUGAAAAUGCUCAUUUACGCAGGCAAUUGAGAAUUUUGAACCAGCAACUUAGAGAACGAGAAAAAACUCAAAAGUCAUCUGGUUCUCUGGAAUGCAACCUUGAAUUGUUUUCUCUUCAAUCAUUGAACAAGUCACUGCAAAAUCAAUUACAGGAGUCACUAAAGAGCCAAGAAUUACUACAGAGUAAAAAUGAAGAGCUUUUAAAAGUGAUAGAAAGUCAGAAAGAUGAAAACAAAAAGUUUGCUGGUAUAUUUAAAGAGAAAGAUCAAACUUUACUUGAAAAUAAACAGCAAUUUGACAUUGAGACAACAAGAAUGAAAAUUGAAUUGGAGGAAGCUUUAGUCAAUGUGAAAAGCUCCCGGUUUAAGUUAGAAGCUGCAGAAAAGGAAAAUCAGAUUUUGGGAAUAACAUUACGUCAGCGUGAUGCUGAGGUGACUCGACUAAGAGAAUUAACCAGAACUUUACAGACCAGUAUGGCAAAGCUUCUCUCAGAUCUUAGUAUGGACACUGCUCGCUGCAAGUCUGGGAAUAAUCUUACGAAAUCACUUCUGAACAUUUAUGAAAAACAACCUCAACAUGACCGAAUCCCUGCUCACACUUCCAUAAUGAGCUAUCUAAAUAAGUUAGAACCAGUUCACAGUACUAUUACACGUUCAGAGCCACUUUCUACAAUUAACAAUGAGGAAAACACAAUGCCAGAUAGACCCUAUGAAAAUGUUCUGCCCUCUAAAGGCCCUCAACAUACUAAUGCUAGGAACAUGGUGGAAGCAUCAGCCCCUGGAAUCAUUUCUGCCCUUUCAAAACAGGAUUCUGAUGAGGAGAGUGAAAUUACAACUUUAAUAGAAGAUGAGUGUAAUUUGGAUAAGACAAUUUACAUUCCGUUUGCUAGAAGCACUUCUAAAAAGAAAUCACCACUAUCUAAGAGAUUAUCCCUCCAGCCACAGAUCAGUGUUGCUCCACCGCAAAUGGUCAGUGGACUUGUUGCUGAAAAAGAAAAUAAAUUGUGUGCACCUGGAAUUUGUUCCUCUUCCAAAGAGGAAGGAGUUGCACCUGAGAAACUUUCCAGAACAGCUGAUAUGGAGGACAAGCAACUCCUCAGGAAAAUAAAGGAAGCCAUUCGCAAGAUCCCUCCUGCCGCUGAGGAGCCAGAGGCAUUGGCUGCGUGUCAUGGCCCCUCCACUUGUCAGAACAGCAGCAUUCAAGUGAAAAGUAGUGCAGUCUCUGAUGGUAGCUUUUUAAAUUCUGAUUUAACCUCUGACUGGAGCACUUCUUUUUCAACGUUCACUUCUCGUGAUGAACAAGACUUCCAAAAUGGCCUUGCAGCACUGGAUGCCAACAUUGCUAGACUCCAGAAGUCCUUGAGGACUGGUCUUCUGGAGACGUAA
Lipotes vexillifer (Yangtze River dolphin) is the source of this 2838-nucleotide messenger RNA. It is a transcript of the gene CCDC14, whose product is annotated as coiled-coil domain containing 14. Gene Ontology annotation, cellular component: centriolar satellite. Lineage: Eukaryota; Metazoa; Chordata; Mammalia; Artiodactyla; Lipotidae. The record is from RefSeq and is a predicted model, not a curated record. Gene Ontology annotation, biological process: protein localization to centrosome.